CCUGGCCUGACAACUCUAUUUUUAAAGGUCAAUACUUAAUGGGCAAGAAACAUGGCAACGGAGAGUUCCAGUGGAAAGACGGAUCUAAAUAUAUUGGAGAUUUUGAUAAUAAUCUGAUAUAGGGUUAUGGAGAGUACACUUGGUUCGAUGGUAGAAAGUAUAUAGGAACGUGGAAGAACAACAAAAUGGAUGGGCAAGGAGUAUAUCUAUAGUUUGAGCAAUAGAUUUUCACAUGGAUAGAUGGUAGGAGAUAUAAAGGAGAAUAUAAAAAUGAUAAAAAGGAUGGAUAUGGAGAAUUCAAAUGGCCUGAUGGACGAGUAUGCUGUUGAUAUUGAUUAUUAGAUUUAUCGAGGAUAAUGGUAGAAUGGAAAAUAGCAUGGGACAGGAAUUUAUAUAGGGGAUUCGAAUGUAGAGAAGCCGGGAAUUUGGGAAUAAGGAAAGAGGGUUAGAUGGAUUCAUAAGGGGGAAUCUAUUAUUACUGAUUGA
This is a messenger RNA of Paramecium octaurelia, 486 nucleotides long. Lineage: Eukaryota; Ciliophora; Oligohymenophorea; Peniculida; Parameciidae. The record is from the annotation of a GenBank genome assembly.